AUGGCUAAAAAGGUUGAACAUUGCUUGAGUAAAUGGGGGUUGAAUCGUGUUCUUACUUUAACAGUUGAUAACGCCUCGUCAAAUGAUGUUGGAAUCCAAUAUCUAAAAAAAAGGUUAAUGUCUUGGAAUAGUUUGGUUAUGAAGGGAGAUUAUAUUCACAUGCGUUGUUGUGCCCAUAUUUUGAAUUUGAUUGUGAAAGAAGGUUUCAAGGAUAACAUUGAUGCUAUUUUGAGAAUUCGCGGUGCUGUAAAAUAUGUACGAUCUUCCCCUUCUAGGUUGGCUAAAUUCAAGACAUGUGUUGAGAAACAAAAUAUUGAAUACAAAGGCCUUGUUUGCUUGGAUGUGGAAACCAGAUGGAAUUCUACCUACUUAAUGUUAGAGGCUGCAUUGAAACUUCACAAGGCUUUUGAAGAGCUUGAGAUGCAAAAUAAGAAGUAUAUCGAAGAGUUAGAAAAGGUAAAAGGUGUUCAUUCAUAUGCUGAUUGGGAAUUUGUGCGUGCAAUCCUACCAUUUCUGAAAUUGUUUUAUGAUGCUACUUUGUGCAUGUCUGGCUUAGUUUAUGUAACUAGAAAUAUAUACAUGUUUGAGGUCUUUGGAAUUGGAAAGAAGAUUAGCCAAAUGUGCAAUUCUAGGGAUAUAAAUGUAUUCAUUAUGGCAGAAAAUAUGAAGAAGAAAUAUGAUAAGUAUUGGGGCAAUGUUGAUCUUCUGAAUAUGUUUUUACUUAUUGCUCUUGUGUUGCAUCUAGGAUACAAAUUACAGUUCAUGAAUUGGUUGAUUAGUCAAAAUUUUGAUGGUGAGGUGGCAUCUAGUUUAAAAUAA
Molecule: messenger RNA, 819 nt
Organism: Cajanus cajan (pigeon pea)
Lineage: Eukaryota; Viridiplantae; Streptophyta; Magnoliopsida; Fabales; Fabaceae
Product: zinc finger BED domain-containing protein RICESLEEPER 2
Molecular function (GO): DNA binding
Source: RefSeq, a predicted model, not a curated record